Messenger RNA from Cuscuta epithymum, 781 nucleotides. NCBI's taxonomy places the organism in Eukaryota, Viridiplantae, Streptophyta, Magnoliopsida, Solanales, Convolvulaceae. The record is from the annotation of a GenBank genome assembly.
CGCAGCGUCGCCAGUGGCAUUAUGGGAGGGGGGCUAGGACUAGGAAUGGGUCUGUUUUUGGGCUCAAUGGACACUCAUAUAUUGGAUGAGGAAAUGAGUAGUAAGCAAAAAAUUGUGUACCAAGCAAAGCAGAUGGGUCGGAGGAGUUGGAGUUCCUGCAAGACUUUUGCUGUUAUGGGUUUCAUUUUCUCCGCUGCCGAAUGUGCUAUCGAGAAGGCUCGGGCGAAACAUGACACUACCAAUACAGCUGUUGCUGGAUGUGUUACUGGAGGCACAUUAUCAGCUAGAGGAGGUCCAAAAGCUGCAUGUGUUGGCUGUGCUGGCUUUGCUGCAUUUUCAGUUGUGAUUGAGAAGUUUUUAGAGAGACUUAACUAACAAUUUGCAAUGUUAUUAAUACCCAACCGGAAGCUUUUCAUCAUUCUUUCUACCUCCAAAAUUGGUGUUUGAGUAUUUAUUCUCUCUAAUUAUUAGAUUUGAGAGAGAUUUUUGUUGAAGUUGUUCUGUAUCGUGUAUUAAUAAAUGCUUUUUCUUGAUUUCCUAAAGGUGAUCACAUACAAACUUGGUUAGGUAAUACUUAGUACAAAUUAAUUUUGUUGGGCAGUAGUAUUUUUCUUGGGCAUGCUUCAUGCGCAUGUCCUUACUCUUAUAGUGCAUCCUGUAAUAAUUUAUCUCUUGUUUGAAAUGUAACCUUCCUGUUACUGGACAUACUCUCUUCUAGUUUUUCCCACUGAAUGAUGUUUUUAGGUUGUUUUUAUAGCAGCUUAUUGCGUUAUUCCAAGCA